UCACGGUUGAUCAUCGGUGGUGGUGUUGCUGGGCUGACAGCUGCGAAUCGCCUUAGCGCGCAUGGAUUCGAAAAUAUCACAAUCCUGGAAGCUAGAGACAGACCAGGUGGUCGAACGUAUUCAAAACCUUUCGGGGAUAGCUACAUCGAAUGUGGUGUGCAGUGGAUUCAUGGACAAGAUGGAAAUGUUGUUUUCCAAGUCGCAAACGAAAAUGGUUUGGUGGAUCACGACUGUCCAUACUAUCUGGAGCAGUUCUAUGUUUGGCCUCAGCUGACCGAAGAGCAAUCUAGUGUGGCCUCAGAAGUCAGUUCUCUUAUUUUAGAAGCACUGGAUAGAUGCCAGAAGAUGUCAACAAAUCGUAGUCGAAAUGAUACGCCGAGUGUCUUUCAGAAGUCACUUGGCCACUUCUUGCGUCACAGUCUCCUCGACUACAUCAGCAAAAACAGUUUGGCCAGUGACAAGGUUCAACUUGUUGAGGCAUGCUACGACUGGGCAGUACGAUUUCAGCAAGAAAUUCAGGGAUGCCGCUGCCUCACAGAUGUCUCUGCUCUAUUUUUUGGCCAGUACCGUGAAUGUGAUGGGAACAUUUUGACUGAGCUGAAGCACGGUUAUGGAAAGUUUGUGGAUUUCAUUUUGCAAGGCUUCCCUUCGAAGUGGCUACAGCUUAACAAAUGUGUGACCAGUGUGACAACCUCUGUGGCACCCCUUUCGACAAACACCUGCGUUAUGAAUGAGAGGCCACAUAAUCACCUGAAGACUUCUUUUGCAGCUGUUCCUUUAAGUAGCAACAAACCAGUAAUCACUGUGACGUGUGAAGAAGGCUCAGUUUACAAGGCAGACCAUGUAAUAGUCACUCUGCCUCUGGGCUGCCUCAAAGCGCAUGCCACGCAUAUUUUUGACCCACCACUGCCUGAAAAGAAAAUGCUGGCUAACAGGUCACUGGGAUUUGGUGCUAUUGACAAGGUAUUCCUAAAGUACAGUGUGCCUUUCUGGAAGGCUGGCGAUGUGUUCCAAGUACUGUGGCUCGAUGGUUUCAACCAGUGUGGGAACAAAGUGGAAGGGGAUGACAUGUCUGCAUGGGUAACACACAGCCAGCUGAAUACUUCCUGGUUCAGAUAUAUUGGGAGAUUCAUUGCUGUGCAUAACCAUCAAGAUCUGCUGUGUGCAUGGAUAACUGGGGAAGGAGCAAAGUAUAUGGGAACACUAAGUGAUGACGAUGUCCGCAUUGGUUGCCACAACGUCCUUGUCCAGGUUCUUGGAAAGAAGGACUUGCCUUUACCAUGCGAGGUGGAGUGGAGCAAAUGGUACUCUGAUCCUUAUUCAAGGGGUUCCUACACGUACAUCUCAGUGGCCUGUGAUUCAACCGGUGCUUUGCCUCGAGACUUGGCUGAACCGAUAUGUGAGCCUGUGGUGCACUGCGGAACAGAAGUCACGUAUCCAGUGUUAUUCUUCGUGGGCGAGGCCUACCGGUGCAUCAGCUAA
This is a messenger RNA of Rhipicephalus microplus (southern cattle tick), 1482 nucleotides long. Its product is annotated as lysine-specific histone demethylase 1A-like. The record is from RefSeq and is a predicted model, not a curated record. NCBI's taxonomy places the organism in Eukaryota, Metazoa, Arthropoda, Arachnida, Ixodida, Ixodidae.